Molecule: messenger RNA, 678 nt
Organism: Naegleria gruberi
Lineage: Eukaryota; Heterolobosea; Eutetramitea; Acrasida; Naegleriidae
Exons: 2
Coding region: 1-678 (225 amino acids)
Biological process (GO): cytoplasmic translation
Molecular function (GO): protein binding
Source: RefSeq, a predicted model, not a curated record
AUGUCAUCAUCAAAUGAAAUUGAACAAUCCAAUGAAUUGGAAGCACUCCAAUCAAUUUAUCCAACAGAAUUAACUAUUAAUUCAUCAACAAAUUUUAAAAUUGAAAUUUAUCCCUAUACAGUCGAAUCGGAAACAGAAACUAAUAGUGUUGGUAUUACAUUGGAAGUUAAUUAUACUCCUGAUUAUCCAGAAUCAGUUAUACCUUCAUUUGAAAUUUAUAAUACAAGAGGUUCUAUUACAAAACGUGAAAUGAGUGAAUUAAAAGACAUGUUAAUAGAAACAGCUAAUCAAUUUUUAGGUACAUCAUGUGUAUUUACUAUUGCUAGUACAAUUCAAGAAUAUUUAGAUAGAUUUACAAUGGAUUCUGAAGUAUUAGCAUCAAAUAUUGGACGAGGAACACCUGUUACUAUUGAAAACUUUAGAGAGUGGCGUGAUAAAUUUGUUGUUGAACAAAAGAAAAUUAUGGAAAAACAAAGAAUUGAAAAGGCUAAGAAAUUACCAGGUCCUAAAAGUGGUAGAGAAAUAUUUGAAGAACGUCAACAACUUUUGAUCAGUAAAAUUGGUGAAGCAGCUGCUGCUAAUCAAUACGUUGAAGAGGAUGAUAUUGAUGAAGAUUUAUUCUUGGAAGAUGAAGAUGAAGAAGAAGUCAAUAAUGAAGAUGAACAAGAUGAAGAAUAA